AUGGCCGAGAAGCGGAGGGGGUCGCCGUGCAGCAUGCUCAGCCUCAAGGCGCACGCCUUCUCCGUGGAGGCGCUGAUCGGCGCCGAGAAGCAGCAGCAGCUUCAGAAAAAGCGGCGAAAGUUGGGCGCAGAGGAGGCGACCGCCGCCGUGGAAGACGGAGGCUGCAGCCACGGCAGCGGCGCCGACCACAAGGGCUCCUCGGAAGGAGACGCAGGCGCCGCGCAGCCGCCACCGGCCGGGAGUCCGCGGCCACCUUAAAGGCUCCAGGCAGGGCGGCGGGGCGGGGCUUCCCGCGGCUGUGAGGACGGCUUCCUGCAGGGUUCUUCCCCGCUGGAGUCCCCUGGAGGCUCACCAAAGGGCUCUCCGGCCCCGGCCCUCGCCCGAACUGGGACCCCGCUGCCCUCACCACAGGCCCCGCGGGUGGAUCUUCAGGGAGCAGAGCUUUGGAAACGCUUUCAUGAGAUCGGCACGGAGAUGAUCAUCACCAAGGCGGGCAGACGCAUGUUUCCAGCAAUGAGAGUCAAGAUCUCAGGAUUAGAUCCUCACCAGCAAUAUUACAUUGCUAUGGAUAUUGUACCAGUUGACAACAAAAGAUACAGGUAUGUUUACCACAGCUCUAAGUGGAUGGUGGCGGGUAACGCUGACUCCCCUGUGCCCCCUCGGGUGUACAUUCACCCAGACUCACCAGCCUCAGGGGAGACUUGGAUGAGACAAGUGAUCAGCUUCGACAAGCUCAAGCUCACCAAUAAUGAACUGGAUGACCAAGGACAUAUUAUUCUUCAUUCCAUGCACAAAUAUCAACCACGUGUCCAUGUUAUCCGUAAAGAUUGUGGAGAUGAUCUUUCCCCCAUCAAGCCAGUUCCAUCUGGGGAGGGAGUGAAGGCAUUCUCCUUUCCAGAAACUGUGUUCACAACUGUCACUGCCUAUCAGAAUCAACAGAUUACUCGCCUGAAGAUAGAUAGGAAUCCAUUUGCCAAAGGCUUCCGAGACUCUGGACGUAAUCGGAUGGGUUUGGAAGCUCUGGUGGAGUCAUACGCAUUCUGGAGGCCUUCUCUGCGGACUCUUACCUUUGAGGAUAUUCCUGGAAUUCCCAAGCAAGGAAAUACAAGUUCUUCCACGUUACUCCAAGGUUCCGGGAAUGGCGUGCCUGCCACCCACCCUCAUCUGUUGUCUGGCUCACCUUGCUCCUCUCCUGCCUUCCAUCUGGGUCCCAACACCAGCCAGCUGUGUAGUCUGGCUCCAGCUGACUACUCCGCCUGUGCACGCUCCGGUCUCACCCUCAACCGCUACAGCACAUCCUUGGCGGAGACCUACAACAGGCUCACCAGCCAGACCAGUGAGACCUUCGCCCCACCCAGGACUCCCUCCUAUGUGGGCGUGAGCAGCAGUGCCUCUGUGAACAUGUCCAUGGGCGCUACUGACGGGGACACCUUCAGCUGCCCACAGACCAGCUUGUCCAUGCAAAUUUCGGGAAUGUCCCCCCAGCUCCAGUACAUCAUGCCUUCACCCUCCAGCAAUGCCUUUGCCACUAAUCAGACCCAUCAGGGCUCCUAUAACACUUUCAGGUUACACAGCCCCUGUGCUCUGUAUGGAUAUAACUUCUCCACAUCCCCCAAACUGGCUGCCAGUCCUGAGAAAAUUGUUUCUUCCCAAGGAAGUUUCUUGGGGUCCUCACCGAGUGGGACUAUGACCGAUCGGCAGAUGUUGCCCCCUGUGGAAGGAGUGCACCUGCUUAGCAGUGGGGGGCAGCAGAGUUUCUUUGACUCUAGGACCCUAGGAAGCUUAACUCUGUCAUCAUCUCAAGUGUCUGCACAUAUGGUCUGAUGAAGCCUUUAAGUUAAACUA
Molecule: messenger RNA, 1845 nt
Organism: Condylura cristata (star-nosed mole)
Lineage: Eukaryota; Metazoa; Chordata; Mammalia; Eulipotyphla; Talpidae
Gene: TBX18
Product: T-box 18
Exons: 8
Biological process (GO): morphogenesis of embryonic epithelium; cell fate specification; somitogenesis
Cellular component (GO): nucleus
Molecular function (GO): RNA polymerase II cis-regulatory region sequence-specific DNA binding; DNA-binding transcription factor activity, RNA polymerase II-specific
Source: RefSeq, a predicted model, not a curated record